AUGACCGGAGAAAAUCUUCAACAACAUUGUUAUAUGUGUAUGGUUGAAUCAAUGAUGUGUAUGAUUCAAAACGCAAAUUUCAAUAAUCCUAAUAAUCCUAAUAAUACUAAUAAUCCUAAUAAUUCCGCCAAUCCUACCAAUUCUACAAAUCCUACCAAUCCUACCAAUCCUAAUAAUCCUACCAAUCCCAUCAAUCUUAAUAAUCCUACCAAUCCUAACAAUAAUAAUCCCGCCAAUCAUAUAAAUAAUUUAAAUUUCUUACAAAGAAAUUUAUAUCAUAAUAUAAAUUUUUCUAUUAAUAAUCAAUUACACGCAAUCUCUCCAACUUUCUCCAAUAGUCAUCAUCAUUCCCAUCAAAUCCAUGACGUCGCUAUGCAAAUAAUAUCACAAUCGACCACAAAUAACAAUAACAAUGCACAAACAAGUUCAAAUAAUGUUAAUAAUUCUGAUUGA
This is a messenger RNA of Rhizophagus irregularis DAOM 181602=DAOM 197198, 453 nucleotides long. RefSeq lists its product as uncharacterized. Lineage: Eukaryota; Fungi; Glomeromycota; Glomeromycetes; Glomerales; Glomeraceae. The record is from RefSeq and is a predicted model, not a curated record.